Molecule: messenger RNA, 632 nt
Organism: Magallana angulata
Lineage: Eukaryota; Metazoa; Mollusca; Bivalvia; Ostreida; Ostreidae
Product: fucolectin-like
Exons: 2
Coding region: 1-375 (124 amino acids)
Source: RefSeq, a predicted model, not a curated record
AUGGAGCUGAGUUGGCAGCAGAUGGUAACAGAGCUACAUACCUUCUCCAAGAACAGUGUACAAGACACAGGGGGUGGCGACACCAAUCCUUGGUGGAGGGUGGAUCUACUGACUGUGUAUACCAUCACAUCUGUCAGAAUACUCAACAGAGGAAUAGACGCAGGAGGAGACCGACUUCGGGAGGUAACCGUCACUGUAGGGCUGAUCGAAUUUGAUGUGAACACUCCUUGUGGUUUUUUUGCUGGUCCCGGUACCGCGUCACAGCUGGUCGUCAUCGAUUGUACGACAUUACCACGGAAAAGAUUCGUAAAGAUCUCCAAGACAACUGAGGCCCUCACUCUAUGUGAAGUUGACGUGUUUGGAUUCUCCGUCUAAUUAAUAUCAUAGAUAAAUUCUUGUCUUAAACGAUACCGUAUAAUGCUAAAUCUUUGCGCGUUCCCAUCCUUUCAGGUUUACUCCUUAUAUAUAUGUGAGAGAUCUUACUGAUACUUCUUGGAGUUGCACAUUAAACUAUAUGUGAUAUAUCUAUAACACUGCAUGCAUGGUUUUUAUGAACUUUUAUAUUGAGUUUCUCUUAUUAAAAAUACCUAAUCAGAACGGAUUGGGUUUUAUCCUGUUUUAUAACAGUUGAG